Globicephala melas (long-finned pilot whale) is the source of this 1342-nucleotide messenger RNA. RefSeq names its product akirin 1 (gene AKIRIN1). Lineage: Eukaryota; Metazoa; Chordata; Mammalia; Artiodactyla; Delphinidae. The record is from RefSeq and is a predicted model, not a curated record. Gene Ontology annotation, biological process: myoblast migration involved in skeletal muscle regeneration; positive regulation of myoblast differentiation; positive regulation of lamellipodium assembly. Gene Ontology annotation, cellular component: nucleus; chromatin. Gene Ontology annotation, molecular function: transcription coregulator activity.
UUGCCGGUGCUGGAGCCGCCAUUGGAGCCGGCUUGGCUUGCGGGCUCCGCUGAGGAGCGGGAGGCUGGGCCGCACUUAAAGUCGCGUCGGCUCCUGGUCCCUGGCCCUUCAGCGGCAUGGCGUGCGGGGCGACGUUGAAGCGGCCCAUGGAGUUCGAGGCGGCGCUGCUGAGCCCCGGCUCCCCGAAGCGGCGGCGCUGCGCCCCUCUGCCCGGCCCCACUCCGGGCCUCAGGCCCCCGGACGCCGAGCCGCCGCCGCUGCUUCAGGCGCAGACCCCACCGCCGACUCUGCAGCAGCUCGCCCCGCCCGGCAGCGAGCGGCGCCUUCCAACCCCGGAGCAAAUUUUUCAGAACAUAAAACAAGAAUACAGUCGUUAUCAGAGGUGGAGACAUUUAGAAGUUGUUCUUAAUCAGAGUGAAGCUUGUACUUCGGAAAGUCAGCCUCACUCCUCAGCACUCACAGCACCUAGUUCGCCAGGUUCCUCCUGGAUGAAGAAGGACCAGCCCACCUUUACCCUCCGACAAGUUGGAAUAAUAUGUGAGCGUCUCUUAAAAGACUAUGAAGAUAAAAUUCGGGAGGAAUAUGAGCAAAUCCUCAAUACCAAACUAGCAGAACAAUAUGAAUCUUUUGUGAAAUUCACACAUGAUCAGAUUAUGCGACGAUAUGGGACAAGGCCAACAAGCUGUAAGUAUUGCGAAGUUUUUCAUUGAAUUUUUCAACUUCCAAGAGCAAGAUUUUGACACUGAGUACCUUGUCUCCUGAGAGCAGAAAGCCCCUAUGAAGUAAAAUAAUAGAUAACAUUUAAAGAAUACUUAUAUGUCCAGCACUGUGCUAAACCCUUUAAAUCCUCACAAAGUUUAUUUAAUCCACAAUUACCCUGUGGGGGAGGAACUAUCCCUAGUCCCAUUUUACAGGUAAGGAUAGCAUUUAAAGAAUUUAAAUAAUUUGUCCAGGCUCAUACAGCUAGUGGUUCAGCCAGGAUUAAAACCCCAGGUGGUCUGACUUCAGUGCCAAUUUGUUUAAUACCUGGCUUUUCCCUCAGAAAGGUAGUUUCAAUUGUUAAUUUAUGAAAGUUGAGUCCUUAAGCUAGCUUAUCAAGUGUGUGGUCAGAAUUUCUUAAUUCUAAACAUCUUGCAACUACCCAUUACUCAAAACAGAAAUUAUAAAUAGCUAUAUAUGUAAACUGAGUCUGAGUCAAGUUUCUUAAAUUCUUGCGAAUUUAGGACCUCUUUAGUGGUGAUUGAUAUCCUCUACUGUUUAUCACAUUUACCGUUAGUUAAUAUUAAAAAAGCAUGACACUAUAUUUUUAGUAUUCUUACACUCGUUUGUUUUUUAUUCCUAA